This is a messenger RNA of Ochlerotatus camptorhynchus, 17994 nucleotides long. It is a transcript of the gene kis, whose product is annotated as kismet. The record is from RefSeq and is a predicted model, not a curated record. Gene Ontology annotation, cellular component: chromatin; nucleus. Gene Ontology annotation, molecular function: ATP-dependent chromatin remodeler activity; DNA binding; histone binding. NCBI's taxonomy places the organism in Eukaryota, Metazoa, Arthropoda, Insecta, Diptera, Culicidae. Bases 1004 to 17752 code for a protein of 5582 amino acids. Gene Ontology annotation, biological process: regulation of gene expression; chromatin remodeling. The transcript has 19 exons.
UUAAGUGAUUGUGUAUAGUGAUGAAGUUGAGCUUCUUUACUAGCUGCUCAUCUCGAUGGAGCUAGAAAACAUGCAAAAUAAGAAGAAAGAGCAAAGCGCAAGCCCAAAUGGCCGAAGAAUAACAACAAUAACAUUAAUGAAACGAUGAAAACGUGAAAACAGUACCUACUACCACUAUUCGCCGAUUACGAUGGGGAAAAGAUGGAACUCCUAAAGAGCCCGUGUGUGUAGUGGGCAUAGAAGCCAAAUGCAGGAACAAAAUUUCGAACGGUGUGUUGUGGAAAAGAAACAGCCAGUAAACAAGAGAAGUGUAGGAAGCAAAGCAGAAGAAUACCAAAUGUGAACAGACAGAGUAGCACAAAAAUAAUGGACCGCAAUUUUACAAUCGUAACAUGGAAUCAUUCGAAACUUGCUCGGAAGCCGCAAUACGAAGCGCAUGUACUACAUAUGUACGAAGGGGGCAUCAUCUAGAGAGCGCACUAGCAAUAAGCUAUUAUUUGGAAGAGAUUCCAUUUUGUGAAAUCAAAUGUAUGCGAUUAGUUGGAGUGAUGGCAGAUUGACGUGCCUGAACAUCGUCACCAACAAAACGUCGUCGUGGUUUAGUCGUUGAAAACUUUUACCUUUAUUUUUUUUAUUUUCUGUAAACUGCACCGGUCAAAAACACCAUCAACCGCUUCGAGAAUCGCAUUGAAAAUGCAACACACCACCAAACAACGAAUUUAGAACGAUCAGGAAUUAACUCUUUGAAACAUGUGUUACAUAUAUUUCGCAAAUCGAUUUUCUAUCCGAUAGCAGAAGCACCGACAUCAGCAAAUGAGUCAGUCAGAAGAAACAAGUGAAGCGGCUAGCAUUUUUUCAUUAAAUUGCUAAACGUUUUGUUAGCAUUCGCAACAAAAAACGGCAGACAUAAAAUCUACCGAGAUAAACGGUAGUAGUGUUUUCGUAGUUAGGACAGGACGUCGAUAGUUCGUUGCAGUCCAGCAAUUUUUUUAUAACCUAAAUAAUGGACGCUUACUAUCGAUACGAUCCGACUGCCCCGCGUGGCAUGGGGCCACCAGGUAAUGCUGGUGGACCAUACGCACGGCAUCGGGCACCCCACCCGAUGCAGCAGCAGCAACCACAGUCUCAGUAUCCUGCCUAUCAGCCGGCCACGACGGACAACAUGUAUUCGAUGCCGGAUCAUAAUGCCGCAAUGGGAGGUAUGGGGGACAGUCUGUGGGGUGCUCAGCCACCUCCACCGCCUCAAGCCAACCCGUACGCUGCUCCCAUGGGCUAUGGUCAUCCACAGGCACCACAGCCAACACAGCGACAAACGCCUACCAGCUAUCGGCAGCACAUGAGCGGCUAUCCUCAGCAAGACGCAUCAAAGCUUCAGUACCCCACACAGCAAGCGAUGAUGAGUGGGAUGAUGCCACAGCAGGGUUACGGAUCGUUAAGUCAGCCUCAGCAGCCGACUCAGCAGCAACAACAGCAACCACAGCAACCCCAACAGCAGCAGCAACGUGUUUCACAGCAUUAUCCACAAGCGGGACAUUCGAUGUAUCCGGGAGCGCCGGUGGUGCAACCACAGACCGCGACGGCUCAAACCGGAUAUGCUUCGUACGCACCCACUAUGCAACAGCACACUGGUCGAGCGUCGCAACACGUGUACACUCAACAUCAGCUCGACCAGAGUGCUUACGGGCAACAUAUGAGCGCCAGCCAGGUUCCCACGAGUCUGCAUCAGAUGACCACCCCACAACAGCAACCACCUGGUCAGUUGCCACAACAUCCUCCCCAGCAGUCACAUUUGCCUAUACCUGGCCAAACACCUCAAUCGCAACAGCAAAUGCAUGCUAGCCAAAUGCAACCUGUUCAGCAGCAACCGCAGCAAACUCAACAGCAACCUACUCACGGAAGUCAGCCUUCUCACCCACAAGCUCACCCACAGCAGCAUCCUGGGUUAACGAGUUUAAAUUCACAACAAAGCCAACAACAGAACAGUUUGCUAGCAAGUCAACAUCCUGGUUUGGUGCACUCACAGCAACCAACCAGUGGAGGAUUGAUGCAUGGAUCGGGUUCACUAGGAGCAGCAAUGUCACAAUCCCAGGCCAAUCAACAGCCCGCAGGUCAUCACAGUACUAGUACAUUAGGAGGACAUCAAAUGUCACACAGCACAUUGUCGAGUGUGCCCGGUUAUGGAACGAGUGCCCCACAACAGCAAUCGUACCUGCCCAAUGCCACCAAACAGCAACCACAACAGCAUGGAAGCAGUCCCCAAUAUCGGGCACCGUUUCCUCAACUUUCCCCUCAAAUGUCACCGCGGCCACCUCAAAUGUCUCCGCACACGCAAAUGUCGCCACGGCCGGUAAUGUCACCAGCAAAACCGCCGGGCAAUGUCACGUCGCAAGCACCACAAACAACACUUCCCACUACCAUGUCACCUCACCAGCAGCAUCUGGCCAGCUCCGGCGGUAACAUCCAGAGUCCACGGCCUCAACAAUCGAUGCCCGUUACGAAGCUAACAACGGCUUCGGCCAGUGGGCCAGUAAACACCCUGCAAGCGCUCGAACAGAUGGUGAUGCCUCCAUCCGCUGCUGCGGCAGGUAUGGAAUACUCUCAAGCUGCCGCGUACCGAGGGCCUCCUCAUCAGCAAAUGCAGAACAACCCUCUUUCGCCAUUGGGCCCACGGUUACCGAUGUCCCCACAGCAUCAUCAACAGUGGCCUCCAAUGGUUCAGCGGCCUGGUAGUGGUGGUAUCAAUGGCAGUGCUCACCACGGCAUGCCACAACAACCUUCACAGCAACAGCAGCAGCAGCAACAACAACAACAGCAACAGCUAGGGAAUCAGCAUCUACCGCCGAUGCAUUCCCAUGCGCCGCAUUUACACGUAUCACAAGCCUCCCAUCCGCCACCCCCACACGCUCAACAGAUCUCACAGUUGAACGACAUCUCCAGUCUGAUACCGCCUGUGUCGCAAACGAUGCCUGUGAUACCGCCAACUCAAGGCCCACCUACUGGGCUGCAGUAUAGCAAUCUAGAUGAUAAGAGUCUCGUUGAUCCAUCGAUUCAGCAACAAUCCCAACAACAGCAACAACCGCAACCUGUACAUAGUCUUCAUCAGCCACAUUUGUCGCAACCUCAGCAACCACCCCAACAGCAACUACCAUCAAUGCAUCAACCGCAUCAACAUCCUCCACAGCAACAUCCUCCGCAGCAACAACAACAACAACAACAACAACAACAGCAGCAGCAGCAGCAGUCGCAACAGCAACCGAUGCUGACACAGCUGCAACCACCCACACAUCUGCUGCAGCUUCAGUCUCAGCAGCCAUCACAGCAACAACCACCAUCUCAGCAGCAUCAGUCGCAUCUCACGACGAUGCAACCAAUGAUCGUACAACAGCAACCACCACCCCUUCAACCGACGCCACCUGUUCCUUCGUCGCAUUCGAUUUCCCAGCAGCUGCAAUCUCCAUCAUUUAAUGAUGAGAUGAUGAUGUCGCCAAGCGCUCAAACUCAGCAGCAGCAGCAUCAACAGCAUCAACACAAGCAACAACAACAUCAACAACACCAAUCACAACACAUACCUAGUGCCACAGUACCCGUUCCGGUGCCGGUGCCGGUUGCAUCCCCUGUUGCACCUACAGUCACUCACCAACCGGUACCGGUUUCGCACGCCGCUCAGCUGAACGAUUUGCAGUCGAUCCAAGCGAUGUCGCCUGCAGCAACUCAUUCUCAACAACAACAGCAACAACAUCAAAGCUCAGCUUCCUCGGUAGAACUUCCACCAAUUUCAACCCUAUCAGUUGAGCCAACAGUCCCGAGCGUCGACAGUAUGCUGCCGGCCAGCAAUAGCGAGUCCCAGCAACAGUCGACGGAUCUCAGUCUUAUCGAUAGCCUUACUUCGAGUAACGCUAACGAAGCUCCGUCGAGUCUGGGAGCGGGUGGAUCAAUACCAGAGUCAGCGAUAAGUGAAACCGACAGUCUACAACAGAGGCAUUCCGUCUCGGAACAAAAUAGUAGCAACGAGGAAUCCCGCGACAGCAUUGUGCCAGCUCCAGCGGAAUCCAAUACCGAUGAGAGUAAGUCUUCAAGCUCGUUAAUGUCGGGAACUGAUUUCGAGAACAUGAAUCAGACCAACAAUGGAACGGCAAACUCGCUGUUGAAUUCAGAUACUGGGCUGGAUGAAACAAUUCGGGAAGGUCAGACCAUGGAUUUAGACCAUGUGAAUACAGAGCCGAACGACAAGCGGGAAGACCCUUACCAUUCUGACAAUUCGAAUCAAGCACCAACGUUCGAUACCAAAAAGACUGAAAUUUGCUUGGAAUCAGCAACGGAACCCGAACCGAUCACAUCGGUUGUAUUGACUGAACUCCAAGCGCCAGAAGUGACAACAGCCUCUACUACGACCACGAGUCCAGAGCAGACACAUUCGGUACCAACGUCCACAACGACGCCAACAUUGCCGACAUCAGCAAUGCCAUCGUACCCCAAUCAGACGGAGCCGAUGCCCGGUGAACAGAUCAUAUCGACCAGUACGCCAGCUACGACGAUACCUAGCAACACGGCUCAAAUUCCCCCACAGAUGCAUCCGCAGAUGUAUGGUCCGAUGGGCCCUGGUCAAGGUCCAGCACCACCGAUGUAUGGAAUGCAUAUGCCACCAGGUGCCCCCAUGAUACACGGACCCCUUGGUCCAGCAAUGCACGGUAUGAUGAGUCCAGAUAUGCUGAAUCCUUAUCAAACUCCCUAUCAAUCUCACGCUCUGGAAAGAGCCGCUCUUCAGCAACAACUACAGGACCUUUACAAGCUUCCAAUGGCAGACAAUCAAGACAAAGUUAUGCGAUUGCAGGAACGCAUUGCUGUGCUCCAGCAGCACGAAACCACUGAUGGAUGUCAGGGUGGUCCUCAGUGUAUGAUGCAGAGUCACUCGAUGUACUCAUCUGUCAUGAUUGAUAGUCCUCAGGUGACCAGUACGACUGGUCGUCGUGGUCGAACCCCAUCCAACAAGCCACGGAAACCCCGUCUGAAGAAAGCGGAGAAACUUGCGCAAGAAGCUGCUGCAGCUGCCGCCGUGGUAGUUGUCACACCCACUCCCAUUCCGGGACAACCUCAACCGCCACAGCAGCCGCUGGUAACCUCAGGCGAUGAAACAUCCCAAACACAAACAACCGUCACCGCACUUCCCGUGUCCGAAGACUCAGUUACAGCUGGAACCGGACUGGCGGAAGUUACAUCCGAAAGUUUGAACGAAACUUUGAAUGAAAGUGAAUCUCAAGAUAAUCUCUCUAUAGGCGAUUUGGAUACAUCAACGGACGCCAGCGGGAAGAAGCUGAAGAAACCACGGAAGCCUCGGGAACCAAAGGAGCCUAAGAAAGCUAAGGAGCCAAAAGAGCCAAAGGAAAAGAAAGAACCUAAGAAAAAAGAACCCAAGGAUCCAGAGAAAUCAGCGAAGAAGAAACGUGGAAAGAAGAGUGCAUCCGAAGGGGAUAAUUCCAUGUCGAUGGACACCAAUAGCCAGGAUCACGAUCAGCAGGACCACUCGAAGGCCACUAGCGAAGCGGAUGAGAAUCAGACGCUGGCAUCGUUGAUGCAUUCGCAAAAUUCAACCGAUGCCAACAGCGGUCCGGAGAAGGAACCGAAAGUGGAUGGCUCAGCGACGAAUGAGGAUGUGACUGAUUUCGAUGACAUUCCAGUGUCCAAAAUUCCGAUCAAGACUUUGUUGGAGGAAAACGAAAAGAAGGAAAAAGAGCAAGAGAAUGAGGAUAGUGUCGGGGAAGGAGCAGACACGGAAGGAGAGACUCCGAAAAAGAAGAAGAGUAGCAGUAAGAAGAAGGAUCCGGGAAGUGGGGAGAGUAAGAAGAAGAGUUCGUCCAGUUCUAGAAACAGGAAGUCGACGGGUGGCGGUGGUAGUUCGAAGAGCCGCUCACGAUACCGAGGACGGAUGAUGGCCGAAUCGGACGGUGAAGGUGAUGAUUUGAUGAGCACUCCACCACCUUCACCUCCACCGGAUGCGGAAAUCGAUAGUUCCAAGCGACGGUCGGCACGAAAUACUCAGAGAAAGAAGUACGUAGACGAUGUUAUGCUAAGGUUCUCGGAUGAUGAAUCAGGCAUCAUUUCUCCUACGCCACCAACAAGGAAGGAAAAGAAGUCGGAAGCCGAAAAGAAGGAUGCCGACAGCAGUGGCGAAGGUGCAGCAGGUGCUUCGACUUCGGAUGGAGCCGUGGCUAGUUCCAGUGGAAUCGGUGCGGAUGGAGAGGAAGUCACCACGACUGACACUAAAGCGGAAGCGAGCGGUGAUCCGAAAGGGGACGAUGCUAACAAACCGAAUUACGUGUAUGUGAACACCGGGGAUGAAGAUUCGAUGGUGGUGCACUAUGUGUUAGCCGUCCGAAUGGGUAAGCGUGAAUUGAAACCGGAUCCACCGGCACCGCCGCCAAAAGAAAAAACUCCCGAACCGGAAGUGAAAGUUGAAGGUUCUGAAGAAGGGGAAAGCGUCGAAAAGAAGGAAGGUGAAGAUGAUACAGAGAAAAAUGAUGAAGGGGAAGUGAAACCUGAAAAAGAGACUGAUGGCGAAACCAAGAAGAAGGACGAUGAAAAGGAGGAAGUGAAAAAGGAAAGUGAAGAGUUAGAAGCGAAGAAGGAAGAUGCAGAACAGAGCGAUGAAACCAAAAUAGAGACAGACGAAGACAAAAAGGAAGAGAAGAGUGAUGAAGAGGAUGCUGAAAAGGAAGAGAUUGCCCAAACCAGUGACGACAAGCCAGAGAAAAUGGAAACAGAAGAGUCUGCAGAGGCCAUGAAGGACUCAGAAGAAACUGUCACUGAAGAAGAUAAGAAAUCCGAAAAGCAAGAGAGUGAUAAAACAGAAGACGAAGAAGAAACGAAAGAGGAGAAAGAUGCUUCAGAGGAAAAGAAAGAAGAUGAAACUAUGGAUACUGAAGAAACUAAAACCGAUGACGAUAAAGUCGAAAAGAAAGACGAGAAGAAAGAUGAAGAGAAACCCGAGGAAAAGAAAGAACCUCCGGUGUUCGUCGACGUUGAGGAAUACUAUGUCAAGUAUCGUAACUUUUCCUAUCUUCACUGUGAAUGGCGAACUGAGGACGAGUUGCUCAAAGGUGACAAGCGUGUUGGUAACAAAAUCAAGCGUUUCCUGCAGAAGCAGCAACAACAGCUUAACAUCUUCGAGUCCUUGGACGAGGAGCCCUUCAAUCCGGACUUUGUCGAAGUGGACCGGGUGCUGGACGUGUCCGAGCAUACGGAUGACGAUGGAAAGACAGUGAAGCAUUAUUUGGUCAAGUGGAAAAGCUUGGCUUAUGAGGACAGUACUUGGGAGCUGGAGGACGAUGUAGAUCUUCCCAAAAUCGAACAGUAUUACAGGUUCAACAAAAUUCCUCCAAAGAGUGAAUGGAAAACGAAGAAACGGCCCCACCCGGAUCAAUGGAAAGCUCUUCCAGAGUCUCCCAUAUACAAGGGAGGAAAUAAUUUACGUCCAUAUCAGCUGGAAGGUCUGAAUUGGUUGCGAUACUCGUGGUAUAAGGGAAACAACUGUAUCCUGGCCGACGAGAUGGGGUUGGGGAAGACUAUCCAGAGUUUAACGUUCGUCCAUGCGGUGUAUGAGUACGGUAUUCGAGGUCCAUUCCUGGUCAUUGCACCUCUGUCCACUAUCCCCAACUGGCAGCGAGAGUUUGAAGGAUGGACGGAUCUGAAUGUGAUCGUCUACCACGGUGCGGCUACCAGUCGACAAAUGAUUCAGGACUAUGAAGUUUACUACCGUUACGAAAACGGAAAGUACAUCAAAGAUAUCAAUAAAUUCAACGUGCUGAUCACGACUUUCGAAAUGAUUGUCACUGACUAUCAAGACCUUAAGCCGUUCAAUUUCCGAGCAUGCGUUAUCGAUGAAGCCCAUCGUUUGAAGAAUCGGAAUUGUAAACUGUUGGAAGGUCUCCGGCAACUCAAUCUCGAACAUCGAGUCUUGCUAUCGGGUACUCCGCUCCAGAACAACGUGAAUGAAUUGUUCUCACUGCUGAACUUCCUAGAGCCUAGUCAGUUCUCGUCCAACGAGGAAUUCUUACGAGAAUUUGGCAGUCUCAAGACUGAAAGCGAAGUACUUAAAUUGCAGGCCCUGUUGAAGCCGAUGAUGUUGCGACGGUUGAAGGACGACGUCGAGAAAUCACUCGCUCCGAAGGAGGAAACUAUUGUCGAAGUAGAGCUGACCAAUAUCCAGAAGAAGUACUACCGUGGUAUUCUGGAGCAAAACUUUUCGUUCUUGAUGAAGGGAACGACCUCGGCAAACAUACCGAAUCUGAUGAAUACAAUGAUGGAGUUGAGAAAAUGCUGUAUUCAUCCGUAUUUAUUGAAUGGUGCCGAGGAUCAAAUUCAGUAUGAUUAUCGUCAGCAGCAUGGUGAUGAUGCCGAAGCGUACUACAAGAAUUUGAUUGUUUCAUCCGGUAAAAUGGUGUUGAUUGACAAGUUGUUGCCAAAGUUGAAGGCGAAUGGUCAUCGUGUGCUGAUUUUCAGUCAAAUGGUUCGCUGUUUGGACAUACUGGAGGACUAUUUGAUCUACAGAAAGUACCCAUUUGAACGAAUUGACGGUCGUAUUCGAGGAAAUUUGCGACAAGCGGCUAUCGAUCGGUAUUCGAAGCCGGAUUCGGAUCGAUUUGUGUUCCUGUUGUGUACGAAGGCCGGUGGAUUGGGUAUCAAUUUAACCGCAGCCGACACGGUUAUCAUCUACGAUAGCGAUUGGAAUCCACAGAACGAUCUACAAGCACAGGCUCGUUGCCAUCGUAUUGGUCAGCAGAAAAUGGUCAAAAUUUACCGUUUACUUUGUCGUAACACGUACGAACGGGAGAUGUUUGAUAAGGCUUCAUUGAAGUUGGGUCUGGAUAAGGCGAUCUUACAGAGCAUGAACACCGGACAGGGAGGAAAAGAUAACAACAAACAGAUGUCGAAGAAGGAAAUUGAGGACCUUUUGAAGAAGGGUGCCUAUGGAGCCGUAAUGGAUGACGAUGCCGGUGACAAAUUCUGCGAAGAAGAUAUCGAUUCUAUUUUGCUUCGCCGAACACAGAUUAUCACAAUGGAAAGCGAAAAGGGGUCGACUUUCUCGAAAGCCUCGUUUGCCGCAGCUGCUAACCGAAGCGAUAUCAACAUUAACGAUCCGGACUUUUGGAACAAGUGGGCCAAGAAAGCCGAGAUCGAUCCCUUGGCGUGCGAAAAAGACGAAACGGAAGAUUUGGUGAUUGUGGAACCGAGAAAGCGCACCCAGAUUAAACGGUAUGGUCAUGACGAUGGAGUUAUGGACAUGUCGGAUGAGUCUUCCGGUGAGCACGGAAGCGAUGGAGAAGAAGGUGGCGGCGGCCUGAAGACCAGAAGCAAACGGAAUCGAGCCAAAGAAAAGAACAAGAAACUGCUAGUCGAGAAGGAUGAAUACAUUCCGAGGGAUCGGGAUACGCUUGCGGCGCUCGGAUUCGACGAGGUUUCCUACGGAAACUGGGCUCGGUCCGAGUUGUUCAAGGUGGAGAAAGGAUUGCUUUCGCAUGGAUGGGCUCGCUGGACGGAGAUUCUGGAGCAAGGACAGUUUAAGCGAGGCUGGCGUGAGCAGGACAUCGAGGAAUGCUCUCGUAUCAUUCUGUUGUACUGUCUCGAACGAUAUCAGGGUGACGAGAAAAUUAAGAAUUUCAUUUGGGAAUUGAUCACCCCUUCGGAGGGUGGCGAACAGCGUGAGAUCGCUCGCAAUCACAGUGGAUUGCACAACCUGGUGCCCAGAGGGCGAAAUGCCAAAGUAGGACGCAAAUCGGCCAAUCCGGCCGGAGUUCCACAACUGAAGCGCGAAGGAAGCGUCACUGAUGUAAACGAAGACGCAUCUUCGAACUCAUCCGGUACCCAUAAGGAACCAAAACCGGUCAAGUCCGGUUCGGACUCGGGCGGUUCCAAUACACCGACAACCGAUCCCAACCACUGGAGCAAGGAUGAGAAAUAUGAUGCAGAAAAUAUGUUGGAUAUCAACUAUAAAAAGCAUCUGACCAGACAUGCCAACAAAGUGCUUCUUCGCGUUCGGAUGCUGUACUACAUCAAACACGAAGUCCUCGGUGACCUAGUGAUGCAGAUUCACGAGGGUGCCAAUGCGAGCGAUCUCCCAAUUCGCCCACCGCCGACGCCCGACCAGCUGCCGUGCUCAUGGUGGAAUCCAAGUUGUUGCGAUCGCAGUCUCUUGGUCGGCACGUAUAAACAUGGCUGCGAAAACUACCGCGUGAUGCGAGCGGAUCCGAUGCUCUGCUUCCAGAGCCACUGCGGUCCCGGCGACGGAAUCGUUGAGGAGACGACGGUUGUCAAAGAGGGGGCCGAUGACGAUGCCAACUCCAAAUUGGGAGACAACGAAGAUGAUCCAGAGGAUGGUCCCUCGGAGGCCCGUUCCUCGUCAGCUGGCGUCGACUCCAAAGACGAUGAUGAAGAAUCCACAGCUGGUACCGCGACUAGUGCUGCCCCUACGCCGGCCCCGUCCGAGACCAAUCCGGAACUGAUAUGGCCCACGAUGCAGGACCUGAACACCCGGUUGCGACGUGUCAUCACAUCCUACCAGCGCAACUACAAGAAGGAAGAGCUGAAACAGCAGCAGAAGGCGAAGCUCCAGGCGAUCGUACCGCCGGCAUCUUCGAUGGGUGGCCAAUCGUCGUCGAACCCGUCGACGCCGUGUACCACCCCCGGACCGGUCAUGAGCGGUAGUCUCACUCCGCAGCACCAGCAGCAGUCCCAAUCGGUCCAAAUGCAGCAGUCGCUUUCCGGGCUCGGAGGCGCCGGCGGCGCUUCCACCUCCUACGCUGGCACUAGCGGAUUGAGCAAGAGCCAACAGCAGCAAGCAUCGGCCGGCGCUGGGGGUUUCUCGCUGGGUGGGACCACCCCGACCAGUGGAAUGCCAACGGCAGCCGACUUCAGUCUGAUGCUUAGCCUGGGCCUGGGCCUCAAUCCGGCCGAUGCUUCGCAGCUGGCGAAUCUCGAUCUGCAAAAGUUGGCCAUGUACUUGAAAAUGGAACGACGCGAAAAAACGGAACAGGUCAUGCGUGAACGAGAACGUGUCCGUUUGGAGCAGAUUCCCAAGAAGUGGUCUCGCCGCGAAGAAAAUGAAUUCAUCCGCGUUCUCACUGGAUACGGAAUUGACCUGCUGUCGAACACAUCGGUCCCGACACCGGAUUGGUCAAGGUUCAAAGUGUACGCGAAGCUGGACAAGAAGUCGGACGAAAAUCUGAGCGAUUUCUACAAAGUAUUCAUCGCGAUGUGCAAGCGCCAGGCCGGCGUUAAGCUGAACGACGACGAGAAGAACUUGGAAGGAUUGGUGGACGAUGUGACCGAAGACCACGCCAAGCUGAUUCUCGAUCGGUUGGAGCUGCUCUCGAGGGCCCGUGAAAUCAUCAAGCAUCCCAAGCUGGAGGAGAACAUCAAGCUGUGUGAGAACAACCUGGAUACACCGGAUUGGUGGAUUUCGGGUAAACACGAUCGGGAACUGCUUCGAGCGGUGCUCAAGCACGGUAUCUAUCGGUCAGAACAACUGAUCCUAGCCGAUCCGGAGUUCCCCUUCUACGAGGCAGCUAAGAAAUAUCUGCAAAAUCUGGAAAUGCAAAUUCAACUGCAAAAUCAGCAGUUGAUGAAAAUGCAAGCCGCCAAAGCGGAAGCAGCCGAAAAGGCCGAGCUAGCGCUGAAACUUGAGAAGGGUGACGGAUCACUGAAGAUCGAAAAGAUUCCGGUCAAGAAGGAAACGCAAGAAUCGCAGGUUGAAAAGGAAUCCGAGACAGACGAAGUUGAACAGAAAGCAGAAGUUAAAGUUGAAGAUGAGGUCAAGAAAGAGGGUGAGGAAAUGAAGCACGAAGGAGAACUUUCGGAUGAAACCGACAAGGAACUCAAAGAGGAAGUUAAGGAGGAGAAAUCCGACGAGACAUCCACAGAAGCGGAGAAGAAAAUGGAAGUAGACGAGGAGCCAAAGGAUGCGUCUGAAAAGGUUAUAGAUAAUAAGAAGGAGACAGCAGAUCUAGAUGAAGAAGAGGAAUCGAAACCUACCGAAAAGGAAGUGAAACCAGAAGCCAUGGAAGUUGAUUCGGAAGAGAAAGAUCCGAAAGAAAAAGCUUCUGAAGAUGAAAAUGCCGAGUCCAAGGAAGAAAGGUGCGAAGAAAAGGACACGCUAGCAGAGAAAGAUUCUGCCGAAAGGGAGGAAAAAUCUGAUGAAGUCAAGUCCGACGAAAAGCCGACAAUGGAUCACCAGGAAGCUUGCUCCUCAACCAAGAAGGAAGACACGGAAACGUCCAAGAAAUCGGAUACCGAACGGGAAUCAUCUCCCGAUGUAAUCAUACUGGACGAACAGAAAAUUACUGACGUCAAACCGAAAGUAUUGACGGAGGAGGAGAAAUGCUCGAAGCAAGCCGCCGAGUUGAAGGCUCGCUUCCCAGAUCUCGAGGUUUUCCAACCGUUGAUGAAGCUAAAGCAGCUUGAUAACAGUGUUUCUAAGGAAGACUUCAAAAAUAUGAGUAAAUUCGCCAGCAUGAUUGACACCUCAAUGAUCGUGAAAUGGUUCCGGGAUUUCGCACUGGAGCGUCGCGUUGGUCACAUCAUCUACUGUAUCGAGCACGGAGAAUGGCCAGUGGGCAAAUCCUACUCAGCCUACACCGGAUGUCUGGGCAUUGAUCUGGAUAUUCCACUACACGAGACAAUCAAGCGUAUCAUUUCAGUGGACGCUGAUACCCGGCGGUCAACCUCCAGCACGCCGGACGUGAUUACAAUCACAACCGAUCACGCCGGGGCGAAACAGAUAAGCCAAGCGGCUCUGAAUGCACAAACGGCUGCCGCCCUCUCUGCUGUGGGUCUUGGAGGCAGUGGGUCGGGAGCAGGUGGUACACAAGGCUUAAGUCAAAGUCAAAUGGCAGCUGCGGCUGCUGCAGCCGCCGCUGCCGCCGCCAAUGUUUCGCUUUCGUCAAGUAAGAAACGCAAGAGACACAUUGCUAUUGAUGUUGAAACAGAAAGGGCCAAAUUGCAUGCUUUGUUGAAUAAUACUCAGAGUCCAGUCACACCUGGCAGUAAGUCACAGCAACAGCAGCUGCAGUCGGCCAGCGGACUUUCCUGGAACGACGAUGAUAUCGUUGAUGCCCGUCGCAGCAGUUCGUCAAACUCGAACGUACUGCAACCGCCACCAGCCCAUCAACACGGUUCUCGCAAUCCCAUGAGCUACUCGAAGCCCACUCUUAUUCCGGGCACUUCCAGUACGCUGACGCCAAUUGAUUUGUCCUCAGGAUACAGCUUACCGAAGGUCAACAUGGCGGACAUGCUCAAGAGUCCGAUGGACCUGAGCGAAGCGCAGGACUUUUCGAUUGGUAAAAAGAGCAAAUCCAGUGACUAUGGCAGCGGCAGCAGCGGUCGCGGAUUAUCGUCUACCAGUAUCAGUAUUACGAGUGCCGGUGGCGGUGGUUCUUCAAUGCAAUCACCAUCGGCAGCAGUGGCAGCGGCGGCAGCUGCUGGCAAAGGUAAACUGAACGACAUGCUGUCGAAGUUGAUGAAGAAGAACAACGUGAGCGUUCCGAUCGAGGAGCCUCCGCUGGGCAAGGAAAAGAAGCGAAGGAAGCUGGACGAGAUUGUGUUGGGGUUGUCCGCUGCCAAGGAGCAGAAGACGAUCUUCGGCGAUCCAACUCCUCCGGGUGGAAGCUUCUCCGGAAGUUCGAUGAAGAAGCCCCAGAUUCCGCCCAGUGUUUCCGUUACACCGGCAAGUGCACCUUCGUCGGUCAGUCAACAGCCUCCGCAGAAACCGUUCACUAUUACGGUUACGAGUGUUCCGGGAACAUCCAAGAGCGGCCAAGGAUCGUCCAGUUCUACCAGCUCGAACAGUGGACUGGCUGCCCUACAAAACAUGUCCGGUAUGGGAGCUCUUUCGACGAAGGACAGUCUGAAUGCACUGUUUGCCCAGGCGGCUCAAGCUGAGCAGCAGGCAUUCUUGAAACAACAGCAAAAAUUGAUCCAAUCACUGCCAGCCAACUCACCGCAGCGAAAGGCCUAUGAAGUGAUGUUUGCAGAAAUGAAACAAGCUGCGGAACUAAGCUCCAAACUAGGUCAGUACGGUUCAGCGCACGAUGCCAAGGUGAACAAAUGGUUGGCUGAACAAACGGCAGCUCUCACUGCUGAGCACGCCAUGGGAAUGGACUACCUAUCGAGAACAUCGCGAAGAUCGUCUUCAUCUACUUCACAAUCACAGGCAACGACUCCGACAUCUUCCAGAUCGACGAGGAAUGCUGGCAGCAGUCUUCAGCAACAUCACCAUUCUCAGCAGCAACAGCAACAGCAGCAGCAACAACAACAACAACAACAGCAGCAGCAGCAGCAGCAACAACAACAACAACAACAGCAGCAAGCUGAUAGCAAUCCAAUGGCAUUCAACUGGAAGAAUCUCACCGGGGAGGAAUACGUAUCCGUUAUCAAUAAGAUCAAUGGCAAACGUUUGACCGGAAACAAAGCGCCUCAAUUGAAGCGGCUUACUCAGUGGCUGCAGGACAAUCCAGCUUACGAAAUUGACCCGAAAUGGGCGGAAUCUAUCACCCUUCCUCCUAGCCCUAUGACGCACUCGAAAUCUUCGCCAUCCGACUCGGGAAGCCCUUCGUCUAGCUCCUCCAAACAGAUGCGAUCGUCAUCAGCAUCUUCGCCCAUGGCAUCCCAGAGUGGUCAGUAUGGCAGCGGUGGAGGCAACAGCCAGCAAUCUUCUUCGGCCGCAUCGAAAAAGCAUAGCAGUAACAGUGCUGCCAAUAUGCAAUUCGCGCAACUAGCAGGACUGAAUGCCAAUCUGCUAUCUAGCAUUCCUGGAUUGGGCAGUUUCGAUCCGAAGAAUCCACUGCUAGCGAUGCCGUUUGGUGGCAUGCCUGGACUGGCUGGACUGGGUGGACUUGGAAAUCUGAACAACAUGAAUCUCUUCGCCAGUUUGGCUGGUCUACCCGGCCUCUCCGGAAUGGAUGCACAAAGCCUAGCGGCAAUGAUGGCUGCUGCAGGAUUAGAUCCAACAACGGCUCUUGCAGCUGCAACUGGCGGUACUCAAAGUAAAGGUGGAGGUGGCGGUUCCAGUAAAUCGAGAAAACCCGAUGGAUCCGGUUCGUCAUCUUCAUCGCAGCAGAGUUCUAGCAAGAAUUCCAACUCUCAACAGGCAGCGGCAGCGGCGGCGGCAGCUGCAGCAGCAAACAGUCAGUUCCCAUUCUUCUUCCCGAAUCCAAGUCUACUGUACACACCGCUUGGACUCGGUGGGUUGAACCCAUACGGAAUUCCCGGAGCUGGAUUGGGAACAAGUGGUAUAACGACAAGCACGACUUCCUCUCCGACGACUUCACGCCAGUCCCAGUCAAAGCAAAGCGGUUCUCGGGGAAUGAGCGGAGGUUCCCAGCAGUCGUCCUCAUCACCAGGCAAUAAAUCAAACCGAAGUUCAAGUUUGUCAAGCCAGCAAGCAGCGGCUGCCCAGCAGGCCGCAUUGGAAGCUGCGCAACUCCAGCAACUUCUGCUGCCGCAUGACAAACAUUUGCUGGAUUCGCUGACACGAUCUGCUGGUUUGGAUAUUAGCCAAAGUGGCAGGAGUAGUGGUUCCAGUGCUUCUGAUAAGCGAGCCAGGGAAAGUUCUGCCGCUCAGCAGGCGAAUAAACAAGCCCUGGAGAAACUGGAACGUGAAAGAAGGAAAAUUUUGGAAACACUAUCGCAAGGAGCCUUCCCGUCGGACUUGGCAGCCAUGCAAGCAUUUGCCACCGGUAAAAUGCCAGGAUCGUCAUCGGAACGUUCCUCUUCCGGACAUGGAUCAUCGUCGAAGAACAGCAGCAGCAGUAGUAGUGCAGCUGCAGCAAAUGCAUCAGCCGCUGCCGCAGCAGCAGCGGCGGCUGCAGCCAUGAGCGCUAAGGACCUUCAACUUCCACUGCCACCUGAGUUUAGUCAAGCGUUAUUCGCUGAAAUGGCCGCUCAAGCCCUGUCUGCCAGCGCCGCGGCAGGAUCUUCAUCCGGUUCGAAGAAAUCCCGUGAUCAAGAGCUAAAAGAAGCAUUCGAACAGUUGAGCAAGAAUCCUAUUGAACUGCUGGCGAGAAGCUUGGGAGUUGGUCCUGCGAUUUCGUUGAUACCGACUUCAUCGUCGACUUCGUCAACCUCAGAUUCGAAGAGAACAACGUCUUCUUCGAGACAUGAUUCCCAGCAACAGCAGCAGCAACAGCAACAAUUGCAGCACCAUCUGUCCAAGCUAGACCCGAAGACCCUGAUGAUGGGAGGCGGAGGAUCGUCCCAACAAGAUGACAUGAAGAGCUCCAGGACCAGGUCUUCAACCGAUUCGUUAGCUAGCAUCGAUAAGGUGACAUUGACUCCGGUAGCUGCUGCUAGUAUAGCGGCAUCGCUUCCUUCACAAACGACAAUCUCGUUGGCAUCUCCCGUGGGAAUGCCAGGAACGUCCUCAUCAUCCUCGUCCGGCGGUGGUGGUGGAUCGUUGAAUCUCAGUGCCAAGAGUCCGGCAGCUUUGUCGACUUCAUCGACUUCCAGCAUGGGUGAUCGAGAUCGUGAACGCGACCGCGAUCGUGAUCGUGAUCGUGAACGAGAACGGGAACGGGAACGAGAGCGUACUGAACGGCUGGCAGAAAGAGCGGAGCGGGCCGAACGGAAUGAGCGAAGCAUGCGGUCGGCGGAUAUGGCGGCUGAUUUGAGCAAGAGUUCGUCGAGCUCCACUACGGUAACACCGACGUCAACAGCGCCUCAGAAUCUCUCAACAUCAUCCUCGGCAUCGGCGUCGAAUUCGAUACCGACGCCUUCGGUAACGGUGGUAGAUACUGCCCACAAUCAGGAGAUGGAUCUGGAGGACUUGAUAGCACCAUCGAAGCUGUCGAAAUCCGGUAAUGUUCUGAACGACGAGGAUGAUCCUCAGAAACAGAUUAUGCUGCUGAAGCAGAAGCAAAAGCUCCUUCAACAAGAGCAGAUGAAGAAGCUUCAGGAAGCGCAAGAAGCUCAACGAUUGUUGGAGCAACAAAGGAUAGCAGAGCAGAAGAAGUUGCUGGAAGAACAACAGCAACAGCAGCAUCAACAGCAAAAGGAACAACACGAACAAGAGCAAGCUCAUGCUCGAGAACUACGACACAAACGUCGUAGGGAGCGGGAAGAGAGCGAACGAGCACUAGAAAAAACCGCUCCCGUAGAAGACGAACCUAUUGAACCGGAAGUCGGACACCGACAACCGGAGGAAAUGGAAGCGCCCAGACCAAUGGACGAAACCCCUGUUGAACUACACCAACAGCAGAAGGAAGAACACCAUCAAGAACAAUCCGAACAACAGCAUCACGAUGAAGCGGAACGGCAUGAACGUCGUGCUUCGCGCCGGAGCCAGCGUCACUCGACGGAACAACCUUCGGAAGAUGCGGGUAAAUCCGAUCACGAAAAGGCAGCCGAUUUGGCAUCGACGAGAAAAUCCACUCGUUCCAGUACCGAUGCGGCUAGCUCUUCCGGUGGAGAGUCCAGCAGUGCACCGACCUUGACCCCAUCAACCGGCGGUCGACGAGCAACUCGGUCCAAGCGACGACGUAGCGGUGAGGAUCUGGACCUAACGGUGGGAGUUCCGGAACGGAAGCGAGAGCUACGAUCCAGUGCGGGACGACAGGCGGCAGCUGCUGCGGCACGAAUGGCAGCGGAAGCUAAGGCGGCCGCCGCCGCUGCAGCCGCAGCAGCAGCUGCUGCCCAGGCUGAGGGGUCACUCAACUUGUCGAAGGAUCAGCAGGACCAUUCCGAUAAGGAUGACCAGCAACCAAUUUGACUAAAAAUGAGUAAAUGACGCUUAUAAUUUUAGGUUGAAAGUUUUUGUUUGUUCAUGUAGAGGAAGUUUUAGGCGGUUGAUAUUAGGAGAGAAAAGUGUAUUUCUUUUUUCGGUAUAAAUAUAGUAAAUGAGGGAUGAAAUUAAGUAGGGUGUAAAAAAAGAUACAAAACAAAAAUUGUGACGUAAAAUGUAAUUUAUUCGCUGGGCAGGAAGAGCAGAAAAGAUGCGAAGUACUUGUGGUA